Molecule: messenger RNA, 1747 nt
Organism: Paramuricea clavata
Lineage: Eukaryota; Metazoa; Cnidaria; Anthozoa; Malacalcyonacea; Plexauridae
Source: the annotation of a GenBank genome assembly
AUGGCGGGUUCGCGACCAUUUCAGUGCCUCGAGUCUCGAUUUAUUUCGCCGAAUGCUGAAAGAAGAGAUUUGAGCAGCAGUGUUAAAUUCUUCGAAAUUGAAGAAGCAUUAUUCCAGAAAUUAACGUGUUCCGGUUGAUUUUUAAGCAAGAUUUCCGGAAUUUCCGUCAAAAGGAAAAGGACCAACAAGCCUCCCAUUAUUUACAAGACCUGUCACGCUGUAGCGUUCCAUUUUGCCAUUGGACGUACGACAUUACAAAAACGCAAACUGUUUUUUUUGUUCAAAUGGAAUGCGCCCAAGUAAUUCAGAAAUGCCUAAAUCUUAAUACUUCAUGUUAGCUUGUCCAGGGCCGAAACUACGGGGGGGGGGGGAUGGGGGGUGUAACACACCCAAUGAAAAGUCAUGAAAGGGGGCCCAACUUGCGCAGAGGGGGCCCUGGGAUGCGGGAAUUGCGGAAGGUGUUGAAUAAUAAGGAAUGUUCUGAAAAAAGUGAGGUAGAAGAAAGUUUGAAAAAGUAUUUUUAACUCCCGCCUCCCCCCAAAUUUUUUGGCCGUUUUGUUUUCGGAAAAAACCGUCGACCUCCCCCUGCCUCCCCCCGUCGCCAGAAUUUUUCGAAAAAAUGUUUGCUUUCUGGAAACAUUUUUUUGAGAGGGCCCCAAAUUUUUUAAUUUACUUAUCACCAUAUCCAAAUCCUUAAAAUACGAACAAACCCAAACAAACCCAACAAACCCAACAGAUCCAACAAAUCCAACAGAUCCAACAAACACAACAGAUCCAACAAACCCAACAGAUCCAACGAAACCCAACAGCGCAACAGACCCAACAAAACCCUACAGCACAACAGAGCGAACAAAACCCAACAGCACAACACACCCAACAAAACCCAACAGCACAGCACAGCAAGACCCAACAGACGGAACAAAACCCACCAAACAAAAACCAACAGCACAGCAAAACCCAACAGCACAACAGACCAGAAAAAGUAUAUAGGCCUGGCCUAUAGGCCAACCUAUAGGUUCCUAUAGGAAACCUAUAGGUUUUUAUAGGCAAUUGGAACAUUUUCUAUAGGUGCAAUUGGAGCAUUUUCUAUAUAUGCCUUUAAACCUAUUAUAUAGGUGCCUAAAGGCUUCUAUAGGGAAUUGGAACAUUUACUAUAGGAACCUAUAGGCCACCUAUAGACGUUUUUCGUAAGGAGCGCGCGCAACAGCACAACCCUGAGCACAAGAGACCCAACAGCACAAGAGACCCAACAGACCCAACAGCACAACAGACCCAACAGCACAACAGACCCAACAGCACAACAGACCCAACAGCACAACAGACCCAACAAAACCCAACAGCACAGCAAAACCCAACAGACCCAACAAAACCCAACAUCACAACAGACCCAACAGCACAACAGACCCAACAAAACCCAACAGCUCAGCAAAACCCAACAGCACAACAGACCCAACAAAACCCAACAUCACAACACAACACAACAGACCCAAAAGCACAACAGACUCAACAAAACCCAACAGCACAGCAAACCCCAACAGACCCAACAUCACAACAGACCCAACAGCACAACAGACCCAACAAAACAGCACAACAGACCCAACAAAACCCAACAGCGCAGCAAAACCCAACAGCACAACAAAACCUAACAGCACAGGAGAACCCAACAGACCCAACAGCACAACAGAUCCAACAAAACCCAACAGAACCAACAGUACAGCAAAACUCAAUAGCACAACAAAACCCAUGA